Messenger RNA from Penicillium expansum, 1650 nucleotides. RefSeq lists its product as uncharacterized. Bases 1 to 1650 code for a protein of 549 amino acids. Lineage: Eukaryota; Fungi; Ascomycota; Eurotiomycetes; Eurotiales; Aspergillaceae. The record is from RefSeq and is a predicted model, not a curated record. The transcript has 3 exons.
AUGUUUUCUGCAUCUACUCUGCUUUCCAUGGGCACAUGGGCAGCGGUUGUCCUCCAGGCAACUGCCAUCCCCUACGGCCCAUCCCCCAACAAAAGCAUCCGAGACAGCAGCAAUGACCCCUGCGGCCCAGUCGGAAAGUUUACCCAGAACCCCACCAUCGAAAAAUGGAAUAACGCCAAGACUGACGACUGGCUUAAUAACUGGUGGACCGAGAACGCGGACCAACGGACGAGCAGCCCAUACGGAUUCGCCGGUGCUUUCGGCCAAUACGCACUGGGCCAGCCUGGCUGGUCAUGCCAGAACAACGGCAACGACGCCAACUGCGAUAUCCCGGUCUGUAACAACCCCAAGAUUAAUGCCCUAGGCAAGAGCACCGAGGAGACGUACUAUGUUCUGCAGGCGCUCAACAACCUACACGGCUUCUUCCUCGGUCUGGAGCAAUCGUUCAAUAUCGCUGCUGUCGUCUCCGCCCUGGAUAACGAUGAGAUCGUGAAUAACUUCUGGCACGAUGAGAAUAAGUGGGAUCCAACGGCCUUGAAGGAGAUUCUGAAUGCAAUCGCUACCGUGCUUGGUGUUGCCGUUGCCGGGUUGGGGGCGCCUGCUCUCUCGGAAAUGAUGAAGGGUUCUCUUUUACCCACCAUCGCAGGAGCAGCCUCGGGCAUGGUUAGCGGUGGAGUGGGUGCAGCCAGUAUAGCUGUUUCUUCGACAGAUACAUCCGAUAUCACACAGGCCAAUCUCGGCCAUAUCAUGGCGCAGGCAGUGAACGAUAUCGCAGGUUCAUUUAUUAGUACCAACAAUGAGCUGAUGUUCGGCCAUGGCUACGGAAGCUCCAGCGAGGAUAUCCGCACUUACCUCCAGGGUGGUUCCUGGGUCAACUACCCAGGACUGCAGAAGAACGGAGCUCGGGAUUCCAUGAUUGCCAUCAUGCAGUCGAUGAUGAUCAACUCUCUAUGGCGUAUGCAGCGUGUGUUUAUUAUCGGCGGUGGCGCCUGUGGCGACGGCCAGGACAUCGGCCACGGUAUUGCCGGCUCCGGCGACAAUACUAUCUGCGAUGACAACAACCGCGCCUGGUACCUGUACUACUGGCAGAAACAGAAUGGUCCAUCGACGAAGACUGACGGAUGGGUUGCCCGGCCCUGGGGAUCCGAUCGCAUGGGCGCAUCUCCUAUAUACCAGGGUUCGGGGCCGUUCUGGAAGAAUCUCAAUCCACUGGACGCCGUCAAGUCAUCUCUCAAGUCCUUCCAGGCCGCUGGCAAUAACUACAGCGUGUCGACCAUGACCAGCCGUAUGGGCGAGAUCUUUGCUUCCGGUGCUAACGCUUACUCGGAAGGUGCGAGCAUGGAGGGUGUCUGGACUAUUCCCGUGUGCGAUGUCAGUAAAACCAUCAACAACCCCGACUACAUUUACUCUAAGAAGGGGGAUAUUCUCCACCCGUACGGGUAUGAUGAACGUCCUUACUGGUGUGGACCGAUCUGUGGAAUGGAUAAGGACAUCACGACGGAAUUCUACAAGGCGGCCAACUUCAAGGAUGGCUUUGAGAAGCCAUUCCUGUCGGGAUGUGAGGCUUGGAUCAUGAAUGGAGAUGGGGCCAACGGUAUUUAUUGGGAUUGGACUACCAACACGGAGUACACGCGUGGUCAGACUAGCUAA